Molecule: messenger RNA, 8928 nt
Organism: Clarias gariepinus (North African catfish)
Lineage: Eukaryota; Metazoa; Chordata; Actinopteri; Siluriformes; Clariidae
Gene: cep192
Product: centrosomal protein 192
Exons: 47
Coding region: 350-8422 (2690 amino acids)
Biological process (GO): centrosome-templated microtubule nucleation; centriole replication; protein localization to centrosome
Cellular component (GO): cytoplasm; centriole; pericentriolar material
Molecular function (GO): protein kinase binding
Source: RefSeq, a predicted model, not a curated record
CGGGCUGCUUUGGUUACGACUCAACUUUGUUUUAUUAUUGUUUUUUGCUAGUUAUUCAUCGUCUUCACACAAAUGUAAAGUCGGCGUUUGGAGGCUAGAACUCGUCAUCGGUUAAAUUGUACACAAUAUCACGAAUAAUCCGUGUGUUGGUGCAGUUGUCUGCAUAUUGCCAGUAAUAUCUGAGUCCCUCCGCUGAAGUGGAGCCUGAGACCGUAUUCGCGGACAUUUUCGAGGCUGUAAGCUGCAGCUGGGGGUCGGCAGAUAGACGCCAAGGGAAAGCUAAUGGGGAAAGUUAGAUGAAUAGGCCCAUGCUUCAUGUGAUGAGCCCUUGUGUUGCUGAGUCACAGACAUGGAAAGCUUCCGAAAUCUAGAGGAUGAGACAUUUCCCAGCUUCCUCUCUAACACAUCUUUGGGCAGCAAUGGCCGGGUCACUCUGGGUGACGUUACACUGGGCUCCACUCUUGGGGUCCCCAUGGCUGCUUCUACUGUGGCUAAAAGUAGAGCUACCGUAGACAACAGGUUAUCUGAUGUUCAAGCAUCUUACAUAGAGCCGGGACCACUUUCUCUAGCAGGUACUCAAGGUAAAGAUUGCAAGAGGGAAAGAUUUGCUCUCAGCUUCAAAGAUGAUUUGGACAACGCGGAUGAUUUUAUAGCUGCUAAUCGUUUUUCUGACCUGUUAGUGAAGGUUAAUUUGGAUGAGUCAGAAUCUGUGUCUACAUCUAAAGCCUCAGCUGCAGUGAAUGUGUGGGCUCCCUCUGCAUCUGCCCGGCCCUCUGAUUACCCUGAUGAUAUUUCCACUGGUCUGUUGACAGUUUCUCAUAUUGGAGGUAAAGAACCCAUCGCUGGUCAGGCUGUGUUGGCUCCAAUACCCAUAGAAGAAGAGGGUCCUGAAAGCGAGGCAGUUGACAGUGAUGGCAUGAGUGGCAGUGUUGCAAGCUUCCUGGCUAAUGAGAAGCUCAUGUCACUUGACAGCAUGAACAGUGACAUUACAGAUGACGAUAUUGAUGAGGAGGACUUGCAUGAUGAGGAGCUACAGCUGUAUUUCAAAAAACUCAUUCCCCCAGCUACACAGAGAGGUCGAGUGGAGGGCCAGGAGAUCCCAGCUGCUGAAGAUUUUUGCAUGCCUGAUGUACGGCUGGCCGCCACAGGUAUGGAUUCAUGUCCUGCUAGUGAUGAAGACACUGAGGAUGAACUGGAAGCUGCACAAAACCGUAGUAGAACUCGAUUUUUGUUGCCAAGCACCUCCAGACAACUGGUUGGGGAAAGCCAUCAGCCUCAUUUUAGGCCAGGCCUGGAAGGGGGAAGCUCAGAUGAGGAGUCUAAGCCAGGUGCUCAAUUUACAGACUCCAGGACAGGAAUUGAGCAUCGGUGCUCUGCUGAGGGACAAGUGAUUGACUUGCCAAUAACGGGAGAUGGUGGAGGGGGUGAUGGGAGCAGUGGCAGUGAGGAAGAUGGAAAUAAUGGGGUUGUCUCUGCAGUUCCUCCACCCACUGGUGUUCAGACCACAUAUGAUGUGCUACGUGGUCUGGGAAUUGUGGGAGGAAGCGGAACAGGCGAGGAUGAACAUCGGCUCCUCUCGCAGCUCCCUGGAUUAGACCGAUUCGUCUCAAAUGGGCAGAGCCAGAUGGGAGACCGUGUGGGCCCAGUUGGGACAGUUGAAACUGAGUCUUCAGUUCAAGGAUCUGGAUUGACCAGGGCUCAGUCUCUAAACCAUAGAAUGACUCAGGAUAGGCAAGAGUCUCUGAAUGGCAUGGAUAGUCCACAUUUGGGUGCGGUAUCUCUGGAAGACCGCUUUGACUCCAUGUACCUUAGGCCCGGAGGUGUCUGUAACCAACAGGACUCCACUUUCGGUGCUUCUGCCUUUCAAGCCACUCAAAAUAAACUUGACUUCUCGUUUACCAAAAACCAUCUUGAAGAUAACAAAGGGGAAGUCAUCCAAGAGAAUACCAUUGACUUGAGUGAUACAGCUCGUUAUGGAGGGCCUUUUAGAAACUCUCUUGGUUUUGGUCAACAUCCAAACAAGAGUGAGCAACAUUCAAGAGAUUGUCUUGAAGUCAAGUACCUCUCUAAAAUGCUACAUCAGAAUGGGGAAGGUGAGCAAAGCAAUAUUUGGAAUCAAGUACACUGUCCUGAAGAUAUGGAACAGGACUCCCAACAAGGUGCCAAUGCUACUCAUAGUGUUGUCUACCAGAAUGAGGAUGGGAAAUGGGUGACCGAUUUAGCCUACUAUUCCUCUUUUGAAAAGGAAACAGAUAUGCCUAAUGACAUUGCAGACCAGCUGCAGUCUGAGGAUUUUGUUGGUGGUUGUGAAGCUAUGGAAAAGAUUAUUGAGGAUCAGCAGGAGUUUGAGAAAGAACACAGAUUCAUGCAGGAGGAACAGAUAGAAACAGUCAAUAGAAGUGUGCUUCUUGGUGACACUUCUUGGAAACUUCCCACUAGCAGCGACAUUCUGAUGAGAGCCUCCCAAGUCUCAAAUGAGUUUGAGAAGGGGAACCAAAGUUAUUUGCGUAUUUCCCUGGGGGAAUUUUUUCAGCAGAGGUCUGAGGCUUUGGGCUGUUUAGGGGGCACUGAAGAAAACAUUAAAAGGCCUUCAUUUGGAUACAUCAUCAACUCUCCAGAGAAGAGAGAGCCCUUUGCUUUGAUCCGGCCCUCUGAUUUCUCUUCCAGAGGAAGUUCUGUUCAAAAUGAAACCAUUCAGCUUAGUGAUGCAGAUGGAACCAUGAAUCCAGAGGAUUUGGAGAAGACUCUUGAACCUACACCAGCAGAACAGCCGUACAAGGGUCAUCCACACCCAGAUGUCAUUCAGACUCCCUCUUUGUCACUGGAGCAUAAGGAGAAUUCCAGUCAAAGUUCUGAAACAAACUCCAGUGGAAGUUUAACACUUAGCAUCAGCACAAUUGCAUCAGCUAUUGCAGAUGCCUCCAUCAGCUCAGAUCCUGCCCAGCUUGCAGCAAUGAUUGUGGAAUUGUCCAAAAAGAGGCACUCCAAGAGUAGAAAGGCAGAUGAGCUUGUUCAGACCCCUGACCUUGGAAAACUUUCUGAACAGGAUGAUCUUAAGAGAACCUUAUCUCUGGGUGAUCUGAGUGCUCUUGACAUGGAGAAAUACCUAAAGAAAGCAGAAGUAUCUAGCAGUGAUAGUGAUGCUUCCAGCUCCCAGUCUUGUCUUGACAUUCUCAGCCUGGCUGACAGUCUGACUAACUCUGGCAGACCUACACAGAGACAGAGUCCUCUUCUACCAAACAUCAGUCUUCCUACAGAAGACCAUUCAACUUCAAAAGAUAAUGUGAAGACAAGUCAUGUUUUACAGAACAAUUCGUUUGAGAACUCUACAGAGGUUGGGUCAGAAGUUAAAAGAUCAAAUGCAAGAAGAAGCUCUAUUCCACGACCGAAGACUAGCAGCUGCAUUCCGACUGCCACAGCUCACCCAGCCAGGAGAUCAGCGAGUGCAGGACAGGUGUUGACAACUUCAGCUGUAAAACCUAAAUCUGUGCAAAGCAAAUCAGAAAGAAAUGACUGCCCCAUACCAACAACUGCAGUAAACAGGAGUUGCCCAGACUCCAGGGACAAAACUAGCACAGCUCAAACAAAGGUUUCUGAAAUGCGUCACUCUUUUAAAAGUAAUGAUUUAAUAUCAAACUCAUUACCUGUCCCCAAAAACUCAGGAUUUGACACUGAUGAAUGUUCACGAUUGCCUACACUAAGGAGCUCACCACAUACACCUAGGAAUAAAAACUACAUGACGCAGAGGGAGACCUCAGAAGAGGAACGUUUACUUAGGAGUCCAAGAACCACACAGUCUAUUGCAAAAGACAAACAGACUCUUGUUGGACCAAGUUCUUUUUCCUCCACAGACAAAAAAUUUGUCUCACCUGAGCGCUGUGCCUCUGGUAUUGUGGAGACUAGCCAUUGCACUUUUAGACCGUCCACCUCUCCGCUUACUCAUUCAAGUCCAAGCCAAACUUCUCUGCCUAGUGGAUAUGGAGACAUGUCUCCUUCCUCUAGCAGUGGGGUGUGUGAGAGAAGUCCUACAACUGACCCACUGUCACCUCAGUCUCAUUGUUCUAGUCCAUCAAUCAGCAGACUUACCUACCUUUCUAUUAAUGAGAACACUACACUUCCUACACCUAAUCAUCAACAGAAAACUAACUCCAUGUCCCUGAGUACCACUAUCAUUAGAGCAAGUCCUACCCCACCAAUGGAACCUGAUGAUGCCACAAAGCCUAUCCAUCAGACCCAUAAUGAAGACCUGAGUUCACAAUCAUCUUGUCAUGCUGAAACCCCUGGCCCAAAUCAGCCUGUCUCAGGACAUGGCUCACACAUCCAAACUGAGUACAACAUCCACAAGGACUUCAGGCAUGAAUGUGGACCAGUGAGUCGCCAGUCCGAGUCUCGGAUAAAUCUGUAUGCUCGGGUUGACUCUGGUUAUUCCAGCAACCUCAACAUAAAUAGUCAGCCUGGUGGACCAGUGGAGCAGAAUAUUACCCAAGUUCCUAACACCCAUGGGACAGGGGGUGAGGCUGUCCAUGGCUCACAAUAUGCUCCUCCCCCUACCUCUUACACAUCUGAGCACUUGAGAUAUGGUUUGGCCCCAAACUCCCAGGGUACUUUGUCAGAUCUAACUUGUGGUGUACCAACCCUUCAACCUGGUCGGUCACUCUUCACCACUCAGCUUCCACAGCAGUACUUGGGCAGAGAUGCAUCUUUGCAGGCUUCAUCCUACCCUAUAGGGCCGCUGACUGGACCGUACAGUGUGCCAACUGUUAUAUCUGGUACUAAUCCACAUAUUGCACAUACACAUGUCCCUGGAUCAACAGGUUUAUCAUCUGUUUAUAUAACUGCUGGCCAACAUCAGUACCCGCUCAGCAAACCUUAUGGACAGCCCAGCAUGGCGUCGUGGUCAGCACGAGAUUUGGCUGAUCUCAGAAGCCAAGUGAUUGUCCCAGAUGAGCUGAAGUUCCCUGGUCCAUGUUGUGUGGGCAUUGCCUGCCAAACUUCGCUCAGCAUCUUUAACCCCUCAGAACGUUGGCAACAGGUGGCCAUAUCUAUAGUAAAUCUGUCCAUCGAUGGAGAAAAGGUGGAUUCACUGCUGUACCAGUGGCUGAUUGUGAAGAAUAAGACUAUAAUUGGACCUAAAAGCACAGAGGAACAAAAGGUGCUGUUGAUUGCUCCAAAACCUGGACUGUACCAGUGUACUCUCAGUGUGUCGUCUUGGCCCGCUUCUGCUGAGAGUGACACAGUGGCACAGGCUGAGGCCUUUGCCAAGAAAGUAGUACUCAUCGCAGUUGCUGAGAACCCAACAAUAGAAGUUGAGGUUGGAAAGACUGGCUGCCUGGACUUCGGAGACCUGGCAGGAGGCAGUGUUCGGUCCCUGCCGCUUAAAAUGGUGAACAGGACUCGAGCAACUGUGCCCAUUCGUUUAGUUAUAAGUGCGAAUGCCUCGGCUUGGCAUUGCUUUAGCUUCUCCAAGAGUCCUGUCACUAUGACAGCAGAUGGUUCUCUGCAUUCUGGUGGAAAUUUUACUUCCAUUUCAGUCAUUAACCAUGUGAUGCAUUCCAGCAGUGGGGAUAAUUCUGACAGCUUUAUAGUGUGGGUUCACUUUAAUGCACCUCAGCGAUUCAGUGCAAAAUUAGUUGAAUUAGGCCCACCCGAUGAAUUCAGUGCUCGUGUGGAUAUUGAGUUGGACAGCCCUGGACCCAGUCAUGUAAUUCAAAGUGUUGCUCUCAGAGCGAGGUCAGGGACAGCCAGAGUUCAUGCUCCCAAAGAUCUGCAGACUGUUUGUCUUCAGUGUCCAGUGGGACAGUCAGCCAGCCAGACUUUGCCAUUAAAGAAUGCAGGCAACAUUGAUGUCCAACUGAGGCUAAAGAGUAAUGACAGUGACAACUGUUUCAUGGUGAAGCCUGAAGAGCUACUUCUCCGAACUGGAGAGGAACAGGAAGUCAUUGUUACCUUUACUGCUCAGAGCAUCAGAAAAUGUAAAGAGUGUCUGCUGACAAUUUUUGUACUGCCCAGUGGGCCACAGUAUGAGGUUAUGCUAAAAGGAGAGGUGGUCCAUGGGAAUUCUGGGAAUGUGAAAUCUGCUCAAGUCUUAGUUCCCCAUGGUGAAGUGCCACCGAUCCUCUCCAACAAGCAGUUCAUGGCUUGGGGAGGAGUCACUUUAGGCAGAGCUGUUCAGCAGAAGCUGGUACUAAGAAACAACUCCUCUACUACAUCACAGCAGCUACGAUUACUUAUCAGAGGUCAGGACCAGGACUGCUUUCAGUUGCAGAGUUCUUUUGGCCCUGAUGAGCGGUUGACUCGUAGCAGAGAGCUAGUAAUUAAACCUAAAGAAGAUGUGGCAGUUCACCUUCUUUUUGCUCCCACUCGUGUUGCUUCUAUGCUGGCCAAGCUUGAGAUUAAACAGUCUGCUGUGCGACUUUCUCAGCCUGGAGUCAAAUUCACUAUUCCCCUUUCUGGUUAUGGAGGCACGAGCAAUGUUAUUUUAGAGGAUUUAAGGAAACGUUCUGAUGGAUAUGUGGCUACACUGAGCAGCAUUCAGAUUGGCAGAGUCAGCAAACUGUGUGUGUGCGUGAGAAACACUGGCUCCAGAGCUGCAUUCAUUCGAGCUGUGCCAUACAGCGACCUGGAGAAGCGCACAGUCAUGGACUCUGCAGUGAUCAGCCUGUCACCUUCACAAUUUAUAUUGAAAGAAAGGACUCAAGAGGUGAUUACAGUAGUGAUGAAAGCAUCCUGUAGGGAGCAGGCUCUCUGCCAGUCACAAACUGCUCUUCUUGCUACUAUCUGUCUCUUUUGUGGAGAUGAGGUCUCCCGCCAACAAUUCAGAAAGUUAUUACGAAUCCAACCUGAUGUAGGCAAGAAAGUAUUGUCUGAAAACAGCUUACUGAAGAGCAUCUCCUUUGAUGAGCCUUUUCUUGGUGAAGAACUGGUUCAGGAAACCUAUGACCUUCCCCAGAGGCCGAAUGAGGCUCAGAUUUUCUAUGGACACAUGAGUAAGGUUAUCCUGUCGCUACUGGGUACAGUGGAAGCCUCUGAUUCAGGAGAGAGUGAACAUGUUGAGUUUGUGCAGGCCUUACAGCACCAUGCCACUGAUUCAGACAGUGGUCUGGGGACUUCAGAGCGUCACUUCAGUAAUGUUUCCCUGGAUGUUCUACCAGUAAAAGGGCCACCACUAUGUGCACCGGUUCCUGUGCUGAAACGAACUGUGUCUUCUGUGGAUAACAGCUGGAGUGUCCAGCCUGAACAGCUGGUCCUUACAGCACCCACUAUCACUGGUGCCGCUGAUACCAAGCAUGUGCGGAUCCUGAAUUGUUCAGAUCGUGAACUGAGAUUUGAGCUCUCCUGGCCUGCCCACUGCCUGACAGUCACCCCACAACAUGGCAUUAUUGAGCCCCAGAGCCAUUUACAAAUUCUAAUAAGUCCAAACCCAUCACUGGCUACCAAAGCUUCAAUGCUUCCAUGGAGUGGCCAGAUUUAUGUCCAGUGUGACAAUCAGCAGAAGUUUAUCAGAGUUCAGAUCCGUCAGGACCUGGCUAUGGACAUCUCUGCUGCUGGCUCAUCCUCAGACCGCUCCCUGUGCCCCCUGCCACCCCAGGCAGAGACCCCUGUAGGUGCAGGAAUCAAAGCCCAGUGCAGCAGCCCUCAGACUAGCGUGGAAAUUAAAAACCGCACAGUGGUGUUUCCCUCCACCUGCUCUGGAGAGUCCUCGGAAUGUUCGAUAGAAGUGGAAAACCAUGGGGAGGAAGUUAGGUGGUACCUUUCAUCUUUUGCACCUCCAUAUGUCAAGGGUGUAGAUGGAAGUGGAGAUGUUUAUCGGGCCACGUAUACAGCUUUCAGAUGUGAGAGAAUGUCAGGGAUGCUUGGGGUCAAAGACAAGAUGCAGGUGCCAUUUACGUUUCUUCCGCGGGAUGGAGGAGAUUAUGCUCAGUUUUGGGAUCUUGAGUGUCAUCCAGUGACCAAGCCACAGCAAAAGAGCCGAAUCCGAUUCCAGCUCUGUGGCACGGGCAUAAGAGCAGGUCCAGGGACAAGCCAUAAAGAAGACUGUACUCUAUUGCGGACAGAUGUUAAUAUGAAGAGCAGAAAGAGGGUGGAAUCUGCAGUCUCAAAAAACGGUAUGGAGUCCUCCAGGAGAGGAGUGUAUGCCCCUCAGAGUCUCUACACGUUCCCUGCCACACGUGUAGGUGAAGUCAGCACAUUGAAGGUCAACUUCCGCAACAACUCUGCUAAUACACACGAGCUAAGAUUUUUAAGUCCUUCAGAGCCUUUCUACAUCAAGCAUUCAAAAUAUUCUCUAAGGACACAGCAUUAUAUUAAUCUGCCUGUGCAGUUCAAGCCAACUGCUGUAGGCCUGUUUUCCAGCUUGCUGCUUGUUCAGACAGACACAGAUGUUAAACUCAGCAUAGAGCUCUCCGGCGAAGCUUUACCGUAACAGUCACCCUUGCUGAUUUAAAUAUUUCAUCCAUUUUCUUUUCAAUUGAAGUUUGUGUGAAGCCUAAAGUUGGAUAAAUAUUUUAAGUGGAUGUUUUGUGAUGCUCCUCUUCAACAUCACACAAUAAAUUUAUUAGGUGUUUUUUAAAAUGCAGGUUAGACAUUACAUUUAGCAUAAGCUCUGAUAUUGCACUAACCCAGUAUGCCUAAAGAGAAGCCAGUACCAUUAAUUAGGCCACUGGUUUUAUCUAUGCUAUGUUUGACACCAUGUGCUGACUUGAAGAGGUACAGCGAAAAAUACCUUUUUAUAUUGAACACAAACACUUGUAAAUUAAAAUGUACUAUGGCAUAGGUUACUUCCAAUCCAGACAUCACUAAUACAAUAUGAUCUGUCUAAAAUUGGGAAUUGAAAUCCUAAAUUUGUUGAACACUUUGUACAACAUUAUGUAAAUGUAUUAUUUGUGUUAUUUAUUUUAAAAUUCUAAAUAAAGAUUUGUUCAUGUUGGA